GAAUUCCGGUGAGGCUCGCUGACCGGAAGUCGGUCUGGUUAGCGCUGGUUCACGUUACUUGGAGAACACUAAAGAAAAGGAGGAAAAGCAGCCGCUACUUGGAAGGACACAGGUUGUUUUUUUUUUAAUUAAGGAUAUUCAACACAAAGAAAACUCCGAAACCCAAGAAGGCACUUAAACCAGAAGUUUAUUCGUCCGACAUCAGCAGCUCUAACACAGCGGCAGUGGAAUGUGGUUCUCUACAGGUGCCUUCUUUUCUGCCUGCUAGUAGUGACGGGCACGGGGCAGUCGUCCCAUGAGCUUUGUGUCAGCCUGACGUGAGCGCUGUGGGCCCGGGCCUGUUUUCUCUGGAUCAGUGCGUAUUCAGCACUGCAGUGAUGGAUCACCCCAGAGAUAAAGAAGGCGAGAGGCCGGCGAGGAGCAGCAAAGUGGCCCAGGGACGCAGCGGACACUCGCGGCCUUCCAGCUCCUCAACCUCCUCCGGCGUCCUCAUGGUGGGACCGAACUUCCGCGUGGGCAAGAAGAUCGGCUGUGGAAAUUUCGGGGAGCUAAAACUCGGAAAGAACCUCUACACAAACGAGUAUGUUGCUAUCAAAUUGGAACCUGUGAAAUCCAGAGCCCCACAGCUCCAUUUGGAAUACCGGUUUUACAAAACGUUAGGGAGCACAGCGGAAGGCCUGCCCCAGGUGUACUAUUUUGGGCCAUGCGGGAAAUACAAUGCCAUGGUGCUGGAGCUGCUCGGCCCCAGCCUGGAGGACCUCUUUGACCUCUGUGACCGCACCUUCUCCCUCAAGACGGUCUUAAUGAUUGCCAUUCAGCUGAUCUCUCGCAUGGAGUACGUGCACUCCAAGAACCUCAUCUACAGGGAUGUGAAGCCAGAGAACUUUCUCAUCGGACGGCAAGGGAACAAAAAGGAGCACAUCAUUCACAUCAUAGACUUUGGCUUAGCCAAAGAAUACAUCGAUCCUGAAACCAAAAAACACAUUCCAUACCGGGAGCACAAGAGCCUCACUGGCACAGCACGAUACAUGUCCAUAAAUACGCACUUGGGGAAGGAGCAAAGUCGACGGGAUGACCUUGAAGCCUUAGGUCACAUGUUCAUGUACUUCCUCCGAGGCAGCCUUCCAUGGCAGGGACUAAAGGCUGACACGUUAAAAGAGAGAUAUCAAAAAAUCGGUGACACAAAACGGAACACUCCAAUUGAAGUUCUCUGUGAGAACUUUCCCGAGGAGAUGGCUACGUAUCUGCGCUACGUUCGGCGGUUGGAUUUCUUCGAAAAGCCUGACUAUGAGUACUUGAGGACCUUAUUCACUGAGCUGUUUGAACGCAAAGGAUACACGUUUGAUUACACCUACGACUGGGUCGGCAGGCAAAUUCCCACACCGGUUGGGUCCGUGCACGUGGACUCCGGAGCCUCAGCUGUGACACGUGAGAGCCACACACACAGAGACAGACCUUCUCAGCACCAACCUCUAAGGAACCAGACGGCCUCCUCCGACCGCAGAGGAGCAUGGGAGGUGCAGCCCAACCGGCAGGCCAACUCCUACCUGACCUCCCACCUGGCGUCGGACAGGCAUGGAGGCUCAGUGCAGGUGGUCAGCUCGACUAACGGCGAACUGAACGCAGACGACCCGCUGGCGGCCCACUCCAACGCUCCAAUCACAGUGCAGGCGGAGGUGGAAGUGGUGGAUGAGGCUAACUGCGUGAAAAUGCUCAACUUGUGGUGCUGCUGCUUCUUCAAGAGGAAGAGGAAAAAGAACACCGCUCGGCACAAAUGAUCCGUCACCCGCUCCACCCAGCCCAUUUUAAGAACGUUCAAUAAAGAAAUUUUAUUCAAAAGAAGACAACAAUGCCCUCAAAAUGAAUUGCCUCAAAGGGCCCUGCCUGUGAGAGAGAAUGGAGCCAUGCACGUAUCGUGUAACGCGGAUGCAGGGCUCAUGGACGGUUUCCUUUUAUCGGAAUAUACACACACAAAAACACUCAUUUGGAUCUCUAAGCACUGGAACAGCAUUGCACUCCUUCAUGCUUCUUGUUUUUUUUUUUUUUUUUUUUCUUUCCCCCCUCUCCAUCCAUCUGUGGUGAGAGAGACGGCUCCAUGAGGGAGCCCUCCCGUGCUCCAUGAGGGAGCCCUCUCCGAUGCUCGAGAGGGGGGGUUUGGAGGGAGUUUCACUCAAACAGAGGAGCUUCAUCCACACUGGAGUUCAUGUAACGAUCCUUUGCACCGCCUGCUAGCUUUCACUUCUGUCCUUUGUAUUUUCUGCUCCUCCUGACUGCGUGGUCAGAGCCUUAGAAAUUUUGCUAGCAGAGUUCGUGUAUCUAUUGGACUGAGUCAGCGUAAACAUCGUAAAAACAAAACAAAAAAAAACGCUAACUGUCUUAACAUAAUAUAAAGCUAACAGGCUUUUCCUUGUGGACUCUGUAAAUGUGUGAAAUAAGCAGCCAAGUGUAAAGUGACAGCGUUGUAUUCAUGGCCUUCGACUCUCGUGCUGAUGCAAUGCGCUACCUGGCUCUGUUCUGAGGGACGAGGAGAGCAUCCAGGUCCGAUGCUCGGUCCAUGAUCGAGAGCCUCAGCACAUUCCCCAGUUCUACUGAAUGCUAUUUAAGCUGCUUGUUCUAAAGCACUCCACCCACUCCGACCUGCCAGCCAGCCAUGCUGCUUUCUCCUCUUGUGAUAUAGUAUCGCUUUAACGUGAAACUGACUUUUCUAUUAGCUGGGAUUCAGAGCUGAACUCGCCAGUGAGACGCUCCGUGGUUCUCUUUGUAUCAAACAUUCUCACUGCGUUUAUUUUAUUAUUUUUUUCCUCGUAAUCAUCUUAUUUUUCAGAUCCCAGUCCCUGGUUUGAAUGUGGCGUUUCUUGUAUUAUUUUUUUUUAAACUAUAAUUAUUAUUAUUACGCCAUAUAAAUGGAAAUGAUUGCCGAAGAGAAUAAUUAUUUAAUGUGCCAGGGUGGAAUCCAGUCAGUCUGUGGGUGACUGAACAUUCUUUUAUGUCCCUAUAGUAUGUAUUUCUUCACAUCAUGCGUUUGUGUCUAUAUGAACAGAGCAUCAGAAUGGUGUAACGGUUAAUAGGAAGCUUGCUAACAUUCGUAACGUGUAAUAAUGGCUGUUUAUGAAGUGUUUCCUUGCCUCGUAGCAGUUUCAGUGGGUAUUCAUGAUCAAGUGUGCGAUCCAGACUUUUUUUUUUUUUUUUUUUGAAGGGAACAUGCAAACUGAUGAUGGUAACUCGAAUGCUGUCUUAAAGAGACUCUCAAACUGCCACUGCUAAAUAUCUCAUCUUAAUGCCUUAACUAACACUACUUAGCAGAGCCGUUUCACAUGGUUCUGCAUUAAGACACUACAGAACUCUUCUCUUGACUUUUGUUAAUGAAGUACUCUCAGUUCUCUUACAGUAAAAAUCCCUAAACAGCCAGAUCCAAAUUAAACUGACUCCAAAACUGAACCCGAUUUUAUUUAGUGACUACUGUAAAUUGCUUGGCGUCGCGUCUCUUUUCCGUUUGCUCAGAAAGCAGUCAUAAGUGGCUCUGUCAAAGGUAGGCCCGUGAUCUCUUAGAUAUAGGAUGAGGCCACCUUUAGAUCCCACAAGGUCCAUUAUAAUCACGAUUAUAGUAUCUAGCUUCAGUUCUGGAGAGCUUUAACACACCUGAUUUAACGUGUGAAAAGUCUGUCAUGCUAAUCUGAAUCAGGUUUGUAAAACAGUGUGGUGCUCCAGAAAUGGAGUUAGACAAUCCUUUCAUCAAUUAAAUGUACCUAAGAUGUUUUUUUUUUUUCCUUUUUUCCUCCCAGAAAGUGGCUUUGAAGGAAUUACAGUUUGAUCCUAGUGAUGCUGUUGCCUUGUUUUUUUUUUGUUUUUUUUUUGUGCCCCCAAGUGAUCGCCUGUGUCCAAAGGAUAAUUCCCUGGUUUUGUGAUUUUUAAAUGUAUAGUAAAUGUGAAUUGAAAAGUAUAAGAAAUUAUAUAACUUCUAUAUAUUUUUUGUUUUUGUUUUUUCAUUACCUGGCCUAGAGAGAGAAAGAGAGAGAGAGACCAUGAUAAAUUCUGACUGCACUACACUUUCACUACCUUCAGUCACCUGUCCUCUUCUGUACUGUUGCUGUUUUAAUGUUUGAAGGUCUUUCUUUAGCCAGUAUGAGAAAUUGUGAAAAAGGUGAAUUAUGAGCAUUGAACUGACCGCUAAUAUUUCUAGAAACCUCUGGUCAAGUAGCAGAAUAAUAAUUCACCUGAAACACAGAGAGGGUGUGGACUAGAAAGGGAAUUUAACUUGUUUUAAAUGAUCCAGAAGGACAUAUAGGACCAAAAGAACAAUAAGGAUGAUCUUGAACUAGAUUGUCCGAUUCCGUUGCUUGCUUGAUGCGUUCAGUUAACUUGAUGUCUCAUGAUUAAGGCGAUACAUAUUUUAGAAAUAAUUAAUACACAAGCACUGAUCAUCAUCUAGUUUCUUGAAUAAUGCUUUGAUGAGCGAAAUCCCUGCUGGAUGAACCCACCGUCCUUGCAGCUGAGAAACGGAUGUCACUUGGUGUUUGUGGGAACAGAGUAUCAAGGACGGGCAGCUUGCCAUUGAACCAGUGUGUAUGCAACAUGCAUUGUGAGCAAUAUUUCAGAUGCUUUGCUUAUUUAGAGUUUUUUUUAAUCAUCAUCUCGCAUGAAACGUCCUAUGAAACUCGUCAAUUCAGUUCUAAAUUAUUUUGUGGAAAGUACUUGAAUCCUACUCGCUCUGUUGGAACAGUUGCUGAAUCUCUCCCGGUGGUGUCUAAGGAGAGGCUUCUUUCUAGCAUUUUUUUCUCCAGCAUUUUUUUUUUUUAUUUAAAUGGUUGUUUCUUGUAUUUGCAUAUUAUGUGCCUCCACACGAACGUUUGGUGGGAGUUUAGUAAAAUUUUUUUUUUUUGGAUGGGUGCUGCUUGCUGCUGUCGGGUGUGCCUGUGCGCUCGCUUAAGGGAGAACGACUUGUGUGAGAAGACAAGUCUGUACACUUAUUCUCCUUCUAUCCCACGCUCUUCCAUUCCCCUUUGCCAGGUUUCAGAGUUUAGGGUAGUAACAUGUCUGUAUGCUGAAGAUCAUAGCUAGUUUUGCUCAAAUUCAGGAUCAGUGUUAUUAAAUUUAAAGUUCAGAUUUGGGUAAAAGAUCCAGAUCAGCAAAUUUUAAGCUUGGUUUCUAAGGUAAUCAUGUCUUUUUUUUUUUUUUCUUUUUUUUUUUUUUUUAAAUCAAGGUGGUUGGAAUCGAGACAGGGCCACUUAGAAAAUGUUCUGGAGUAGGCAAAGGGAGCCAUCUGCUGACCAGUUUCGAUAAAAAGGGAUCACUCUUUCUUUAAACACUAAACACUGAAAUCCUUGACAUUUUGCAUAUGUUACUGAGACGUUGUUCCUUUUUUCUGGACUCUGGGUUGAGGCUGGAGUAAUGACUACUAUCUGAUUUCAAAACAUCAUCCUUCCAAGUUUUAAAGCAGCCUGUUUUCAUACUAAUCACACUUUCCAAGAUAAGGUGGUGAUUAACAUUUGUUUAUCCUCAGAAUAAAGUCAAAAAUAACCCUGUGCUCUAUGGAUGUCUUAAUAGCCGUUACGUUUGCAUCACUGUAGUGGAAACGUCUCUUAAAGGGUUAAAAAUGACAGAUUUUAAAGACAUAAAGUAGCAUCAUUAGGUAGAAGGUUCAGCAUUUCUGCAGUUUAUACAAUGCAUGGCUUAUGAAUAAGAACGCAGUGGGAUUGAGGUGGAACUUUAUUCGACAUACAUUCUGGGCAUGAACUUUCUACACUUUCUGUUCAGUCGCAAUCGUACAGCUUCUGUAAAAGCUGCUUUCAGUUUUUAACAACUAAGCUCAGCUUUAGUCCUGCAAGUAUUUUCUAGCUCAGCGUCUUUUUUUUUUUUUCUUUUUCUUUUUUUUUUUUUUUUUUUUUUUUUGAUUGCUAUUGCUAUCAGUCAUCGUCGGUUUAAAUCAGUGUGAAAAUUUAAUGUGAACAAAUUCGUAAAUCUGCUUAAUUAAACGGCACAUUGUUUAACAAAGUUCGGAUUGAACAGCGCUACAAAUAUUCCAGUUAUCAUCCGUAUUUUAUCACUACGUCUUUUUGUUUGUUUUUUUUUCCUCUCAGUGUUUUGUAAAAGAUUCUGUGCAACACAAAUGAUUUUCUUUUUCUUUCCAAGUAAUGAAAGUUUGACUUGUACAGUACUGUAAUUCCCUUUCUGGUUCUGGUCAUUAUUUAAAAAAAAAAACAAAAAAAAACAAAUCCUCUCAUGCAUUGAAUCUGAAGUCAUAAGUCUGUGCUGAAACAUGAAUGUUAAUGCAUCUGAAUGGUUUCGUUUAGUCAAGGGCUUUCGAUUGUGAGGGACCCAUCCUUGUUUUUCCAAUUGUGUUUUUCUUUUCUUUUUGCAGAAAGAUAAAUGUCUUAAAGGCUAUUUUUCCUGACGAGUCAUAUGAAGUACCACAUUUAACCUUUCAAAUACAAUUUUUAUUCCCUCCACUCUUAAAGGGAAACUCAAGUUUGCACCCUUUUUUAUGUAAAAUAAAGGAAAUUGUCUCAA
Molecule: messenger RNA, 6507 nt
Organism: Pangasianodon hypophthalmus (striped catfish)
Lineage: Eukaryota; Metazoa; Chordata; Actinopteri; Siluriformes; Pangasiidae
Gene: csnk1g1
Product: casein kinase 1, gamma 1
Exons: 14
Coding region: 378-1778 (466 amino acids)
Biological process (GO): positive regulation of canonical Wnt signaling pathway; signal transduction; peptidyl-serine phosphorylation
Cellular component (GO): nucleus; plasma membrane; cytoplasm
Molecular function (GO): protein serine/threonine kinase activity; ATP binding
Source: RefSeq, a predicted model, not a curated record